AUGCGGAAUAAUUUACCACCUAUGACGUCAUUAUCGUUACAGACCGAAAAAAUUGGCGCACUCUAUCGCCACCACGUGGACUUGAUCACAAACUUACAAAUACUCACACCCACAGUAGCGUCAUUAGCAAUAGAAGUAAUAGCAGUAUCAGUAGCAGCGGUAGCAGCAGAACGAGUAGAAGUAACAGACGCAGCUAUAGCAGUAGAAGUAGCAGUAGCAGCAGUAGACGUACCAAUAGCAGUAGUAGCAGAAGCAGAGGUAGCAAUAGCAGUAGUACAAGUAGAAGCAGUAGCAGUUGUAGUAGUAACAGUAUUAGCACAGGUACCAGUAGCAGCAGUAACAGUAACAGAUGCACAGAAAUGUGAAAUCGGCAGUAGCAGUAGCAACACUAAAAGUAGCGGUAGUAGCCGAGACAGAAAAGCAGUAGUAGCAGUAGCAGCAGCAGCAGUCGUAGUUGAAGUAGUUCUUUUACCAGUAGCAGCAGUUAUGGAAGCAGCAGUAGCAGUAAAAGUAGCAGUAGCAAUAGGAGCCGUAGCAGUAACAAUAGUAUUAGUUGCAGUAGCAGAAGCAGAAGUACUUGUACCAGAAGCAGCAGUUACAGUAGCAGUAGUGACAAAACUUCUAGCAGCAGUAGCAGUUGCACUAUCAACAUUAUCAGUAGCAGCAGCAGCAAUAACAGAAACACAAGAAGCAGUAGCAGCAGUAGCCGUAGCAGCAGUAGCAGAGGCAGCAAUAACAAUAGCACAAGUAGCAGUAGCAGAAGUUGCAGCAGUAGCAGCUUCAGUAGUAGCAGUAGCAUCAGGCAGCAGCAGCAGUUAUAGCAGCUGCCGUAGCAGUUAUUGCAGCAGUGGCAGCUUCCAUAGUAGCAGUAGCAGUAGCUCUAGUAGCAAAGAGAUAAAAUUAGCAGAAGAAGCAGCAGUCGCUGUACAAAUAUCAUGGAACUGGCAGUAG
Mercenaria mercenaria is the source of this 951-nucleotide messenger RNA. RefSeq lists its product as uncharacterized. The transcript has 4 exons. The record is from RefSeq and is a predicted model, not a curated record. Lineage: Eukaryota; Metazoa; Mollusca; Bivalvia; Venerida; Veneridae. Bases 1 to 951 code for a protein of 316 amino acids.